AUGGAGAUUGGAUACAGAUGCGUAAUGGGAUUAAAUGCUAUAAAGGAUAGGGAAUCGAAGCUUGAUCAGGCGAGAGAGAAAAUAGAACAUAAUAUUAAUUUCUUAAAGGAAAAUCUUAAGCAUCCUAUAUUAGAAGUGGACGAGUAUCUCUGCGAUGCUCUUGGGAAAAAGAUAAACGCCAUCGACCCUUCAGGCCUUUCGUGGCAAGACCCAGAAGCAAAUAUGGUCUUAUGCGAUAAAUCAAAGAUCAUAGAAAAUUUAGGAGACAGACAGAAGCGGGUUUUUAUGCAACCACGCGAGAACAUGAGAUGUACCCUACCCGAUCCAGUUGUAUCUAAUUAUGAUAUAUUCGUGGAAAAUUUUAAGAAAUCGUGGGUUCCAAGAGAGAUGAGGAACAUUUUCCACAAUAAUAAAUGGAAAGAUAGCAAUUCGGUUCUUGUAAAAGUAGUAGACCGUAUUUUAGCUGUACUUGGUGAAAUUUGGAAUAACCCGGCAUUUGCAACAAGAGCGUCUUGUGAUGAACAAAAUAGGCGAAGGGGUAAGAAGCCUGAUAUUAUGGCAAUAGAGAAAUAUAAAGAGAAGUUAAGUCCAAGAUAUGGUCAUUGUGCAGUUCCCUUAGAGAAUAAAUUACAUUUUAUUGGUGGUGAAUAUCGUGUAAGUGCUAAAUUUUUUAGUAAUGGUAGUGAUAUGGUAAUAUUAAAUGAAUAUAUUUAUCUUGAUUUAUCUAAAUCAUUUUCUUUGAACGAACCACUUCCUAUAAUCAAUGAAACAUAUAUUCCGGGUUUAAGUAGCUUACAAGGAGCAGUUUGUUCAUUAGGUGGUAAAAGUAAAGAUAUAAUUUAUGCCGUGACCGAUCUAACUACAUAUUCUUUAGAUACCAAAAAUCCAAAAUCGUGGAUCAAUCCAACAUUAGUUAAUAACAACUUGAUUGAUAAUAAAAUGGUGAGUUAUUCGGGUGGAGUGUCAGAUUCUAAUGAAAAAUUGUAUAUAUAUGCAUAUGCAAAAAUGAAUAGUGAUAUGGUAAUUUUGGAUACUAUUAAUCUAACGUGGAAUUUAGGUUCAAAGGUGAAUGGUCCAGUAGGAUUAGAUAGUUACGUAGUGGUAUUAUUAAAUAAUAAUAAGCUUCUUUAUAUUGGUGGCUCAAAAGAUGACAAAAGCACCAAAAAUUAUAUGAGGACUUUCAUUGGAUCAGCAUUACUAUUUUCAGUUGUGGGAUUUUUUGGAUUUAAAUAUUAUAAAAAUAGAAAUAGAAAUAGCGAUGAUAGUAAUAUAAAUAGUACAAUUAUUCCAAAUUAUGAUAAUAAUAAUAAUAAUAUUUUGAAAGCAACAUCUGAUAGCAAUACUGAAGUGAUUGUUGAUUAUAAUAAUGAUGUUUAUAAAAAUGUAACAUCUGAUAGUCCAAAUGCUUUAACAAAUGAAGAUGUUGAAAAAGAAGAAGUAGAGGGGGAAUCGAAAGAAGAUGGUGGCAAUGUAAAUGCUGAAACAGGUUUAAACAUGCAUCUAGAUAGGGAACAUGAUUUAGUAAAAUAUUGGUAA
Messenger RNA from Entrophospora candida, 1536 nucleotides. NCBI's taxonomy places the organism in Eukaryota, Fungi, Glomeromycota, Glomeromycetes, Entrophosporales, Entrophosporaceae. The record is from the annotation of a GenBank genome assembly.